Molecule: messenger RNA, 5681 nt
Organism: Oncorhynchus keta (chum salmon)
Lineage: Eukaryota; Metazoa; Chordata; Actinopteri; Salmoniformes; Salmonidae
Product: potassium voltage-gated channel subfamily D member 3-like
Exons: 7
Coding region: 211-1026 (271 amino acids)
Biological process (GO): potassium ion export across plasma membrane
Cellular component (GO): neuronal cell body; voltage-gated potassium channel complex
Molecular function (GO): A-type (transient outward) potassium channel activity
Source: RefSeq, a predicted model, not a curated record
CUGGACAUUGGCGAGUAUAGUAUACUCUGGAGCGGUGAGUAAUGUGCCUGUUUCCGAAGCCUGACCAGAAGACCGCUCCGUCUGCCCCUUCUGCGUCGCCGUUGUUUUCGGUCAGCUGCUGGGAUUAGAUCCUUUGUCCUGGGUGGUGGUCCGAAGAGAGGAUCCACUUCUGGAAAGUCAUAUUCCUGGUUGUAAUGUUGAUAUGGAGACAUGGUUCCUAAGACGAUUGCGGGGAAGAUAUUUGGUUCUAUCUGUUCUCUGAGUGGGGUGUUGGUCAUUGCCCUGCCUGUCCCAGUCAUUGUGUCCAACUUCAGCCGCAUCUACCACCAAAACCAGAGAGCUGACAAAAGACGGGCACAGAAGAUGCAGAAAGCACGUCUGGCCAGGAUACGAAUAUCCAAGACAGGAAGCUCUAAUGCCUUCCUCCACAGCAAACGGAAUGGCCUCUUCAGCGAAGCCUUGGAGCUCACGCAACUUCCUUACAAGAUGAACCUUUCAGACCAGGGUUCCAUUGAGGAGGAGCAGCACCUGAGCAAGAACCAGUCCCUAUUGGAGAGCCAACACCACCACCUGCUGCAUUGUCUGGAGAAAACCACAAAUCAUGAGUUUGCAGAUGAGCUGUGUUAUGAGCAGAGCUACCUGGAGGGGGCACUCCAGAGCUAUCCGUCUCAAAGCCCCUCCCUCUCCAGCCAAGAAGGCAUGACGGGCACCUGCUGUACCCGCCACACCAAGAGGAACCACGCCCCUUUACCCAACUCCAGUAUUCCCACGUGCGCUCUCUCACACACACACCCUCAUCAUAACCUGCAGGAGCUCAGCACUAUCCACAUCCAGCCCCUCAACACCAGUCGCUCCAGUCUGAACAUGCGUGUGGACGAACCCGCGCGCCUCAACUGCCAGAGUGGCACGAUCACCACUGCGAUCAUCAGCAUUCCGACGCCCCCAGCGACCACUCCUGAGAGCGACGCCCACCCUCCACCCCCAGGCCCCGCCCUUCAGAACGUUGUGAAGGUGUCUGCGCUGUGAGAGUAGAAGCGCAGCAGGACGCGCGGACAGACAGACAGACAGAUAGGAUGGAUAGACAGACUCAUGCAGAUAGACAGAAGGACAGUGCGAAGGAUACGACAGACGAGCAGGCGAAUGCUCUGAAGGCCGAGUCCCAGACUGAAGACAUGGAGAAGGACUGCCUACUGGUGGAGAUCUACUGUAAUGACAUGGACUUCCUGUAGAAAUGGAGGAUGGAUUUUAGAUACAGUCUACUGUAGGUGUCUGUGCGCUUCUGUAUGUUUGAGUGUGCGUUUUGUGUGUGUUUGGUAGGUUAUAAGUGUGUGAGAGAGAAUGUGUUAGAGAAAAUAAAAAAGGUUUGAGUUUUUGGAGUGUAUGAAAGAGAAAGAGAAGCACUUGAUGGGUCGCUGGAGAGAUGUAGAGCAGUAAAGUCACAUGUCACUGGGCACGCAGCACCUUUUUAUGGUUAGUGCUAUCCGGGAUCAUUGGGACAUCCCUACACUAAAACCUUAACCCUUACCUAACCCUAACCUUAACCCUUACCUUAACAAUAACCUUCACCUAACCUUAACCCUCACCUUAACAAUAACACUUACCUCACCCUAACCUUAACCAUUUUAAAUUUCAACUUCAAUGGGGGGUAUGGAUGUCCCAAGGAUCCCGGAUAGCAAGGAUGACUUUUUUAUGGUUUGGAACCUGAGUUUGACAUUUGACCUGUCUGGUCUUUACAUCGUUACAGCAGGAAACAGUGAUCAUAUCAAAGAAAAGAACUUAGACAUAUUGACAUCAUUAAAGUUUUCCUCUGGUUUGUUAUGUUAUUUAUGGUUAGAUUCAGUUUGAUCCACUUAUUCGUCGUCAUAGAUACAUGUCAAUCACCAUCCAAAAUAUUUUUCCUUUUCUUUUUUUUCUCCCCAGGUAUAAUUUAAUUUCACAGUGAAUAUUCUUAACAAAUCAAACUAUGGUAGGUGUCUGUAUCAGAGAUACUAGUGGGUUUCUUAUAUUUGUGAACGUGUAUGUGUGUAUGCCUGUAUGAGCGUGUGUGAAUUUGACGAGCUGUCUGUAGUUGAGCUCUUUCUUUAAGUGUCCAUGGCUCUGUAUAUGUGUGACUAGCUGCCACUCAUGGAAAGCUUCUGUACAUAUUUUUGUCCAAAAUUCUCAGCUGGAAGCCUUUUACACAAUAUGUGCCUGUUUCGUUUGAGUAAAUUCUUGAUUUUAUUUCUCUCUUUUUUUGUAGGUCGGUUUCACUCCCUUUGCUUUCCUCUGGGCUCUAGUUGUAGAUAUUCAACAGACCUUUUAUGUAAACUUGCUUCAUUAUCCAACACCAAGACCAAAAAGGUUGUAUUUAAACUUAAACCACGUCUAACUAAAAGCACAAGGUGUUUGCUGAGAAUUUCUGACAGAGAUCUGUCCAGAGCCUGGGUUAUAUUGUGAAUAUUGUUAAUAGAAUAUUUUGUAAUAUUUUCCCAUUGUUUGGCAGAGCCCGUGAAGCUGUCCUCUCUCACUCUCUUUCUCUCUCGUUGUCGUCCUGUGUAUCUCUUUCUCUCUCGUUGUCGUCCUGUUGUAUCCUUUCCUCCGUUCUGUGUGAAGAACAGUAUGCUUUUGGUAGUUGUUUUUAGUCGUCAAUGUUUUCUCCCCAAACUCAGCUGGCAUUUUUCAAAGUUGUUGUGUGUCUGUAAUCUUCUAUGUGGAUAGAAACUUGGUGUUUGUACUUUUUCUGUGGCCUUCCAUGUUUUUCCCCUGGGACAUUCUAGGUCUUACAUUUUUUUUUUCCUGGAGAACUUGAACCUGGGACAUCUGUUGUCAUGGUGACCACAGAGACAUGGAGGACUGGAUGACACCCACCCAUGGACCUAAACCAACCUUAACAUCUAACACUAGCCAUGUAUCUUCUUGGUUACAGGGUCUGAAAUGUCUCUUUACCAGACAGAUUUCAUUUCAGUAUAUUCAGACUGAAUUCAGACACCAACCCUUCCAGAGAUACAGGCACACAAAGGGGCAGAGUAGAUCCAUGGCAUCUAUCUACGACAUGACACAGGACCUGUGAUUCAACCAAACCAAAAGGGUUCAACUAUGUUGGAUCAGGAAGUUAGUGGUAUUGUUUAGUGGAUGACCUGCAUUUGUAAGCACAGGUAUUGUUACGUUAGAACUCGAUGAUGUAUUCCGUGACCAUAGCUCCCAGGAUCUAAUAUAGACCCAGUCGUUAUGGGAUAGAACGUUGCGAUCUUGCCCUCCUGUAGGGAAAACAACCUGUGGUUACCUACAGUGCAUUCUGAAAGUAUUCAGACCCCUUGACUUUCUAAAAAUGUUGUUACAGCCUUAUUCUAAAAUUGAAUAAAUAUCAAAUGUCCUCAUCAAUCUACACACAAUACCCUAUAACGACAAAGCGAAACCAGAUUUUCUAAACUUUUACAAAUGUAUUAAAAAUAAAAACCACAAAUACCUUAUUUGCAUAAGUAUUCAAGACCCUUUGAUAUGAAUCUUGAAAUUGAGCUCAUGUGCAUCCGGUUUCCAUUGAUCAUCCUUGAGGUGUUUCUACAACUUGAUUAGAGUCCACUUGUGGUAAAUUCAAUUGAUUGGACAUGAUUUGGAAAGGCACACACCUGUCUAUCUAAGGUCUCACAGUUGACAGUGCAUGUCAGAGCAAAAACCCAAGCCAUGAGGUGGAAGGAAUUGUCUGUAGAGCUUCGAGGCAGGAUUGUGUCGAGGCACAGAUCUGGGGAAGAGUACCAAAAAAAUGUCUGCAGCAUUGAAGAUCCCCAAGAACACAGUGGCCAUCAUUCUUAAAUAGAAUAAGUUUGGAACCACCAAGACUCUUCCUAGAGCUGGCCACCUGGCAAAACUGAGCAAUCGGGGGAGAAGGGCCUUGGUCAUGGAGGUGAACAAGAACCCAAUGGUCACCCUGACAGAGCUAAAUAGUUCUCUGUGGAGAUGGGAGAACCUUCCAGAAGGACAACCAUCUCUCAAUCAGUCAGGCCCUUAUGGUAGAGUGGCCAGACGGAAGUCACUCCUCAGUAAAAGGCACUUAAGCCCGCUUGGAGUUUGCCAAAAGCACCUAAAGGACUCUCAGACCAUGAGAAACAAGAUUCUAUGGUCUGAUGAAACCAAGAUUGAAAUCUUUGGCCUGAAUGCCAAGCGUCACAUCUGGAGGAAACCUGGCACCAUCCCUACAAUGAAGCAUGGUGGUGGCAGCAUCAUGCUGUGUUGAUGUUUUUCAGCAGCAGGGACUGGGAGACUAGUCAGGAUCGAGGGAAAGAUAAACGGAGCAAAGUACAGAGAGAUCCUUGAUGAAAACCUGCUCCAGAGCACUGAGGACCUCAGACUGGGGCAAAGGUUCACCUUAUUCGUCUGAAUACUUUCCGAAUGCACUGUAAGUUACUCCAUUGGCUCACAACAAAAACUUGACCUUUUUCAAAAGCAAUUUUCAUGUUGUCUGCUUGUUUUAGUCAAUUACAAAACUACAUUUAAGAGAAGUACAACAUGUCUAAAGAUCACUUUCCAACAUGGCCUGCUCCCUAGCGUUCUCUCUACUUAGAAAAACAUAUUGUAGGGCUUCCCUCAUGCCCCUUUUCAUGACGAUGCUAGCAGCCACUUGAGUGAGUGAGUGCUAGCUAUCUACUGACCAGAACAUUAAACUAGCCAAGACCAACAACACAAACAAACAGACUAUACAGCUACAAGCAGUUAGUGGAGUUACAAACAAAUGGUACUAAACAAGUUAAAUGUCUUACCUGUGAUUAAAUGUUUUCCAUACAUAGCCUACUUGGACUCCGCGUCCCCAAAUAUCCCACACCGAAUAGCCUGAAGCCACAGGGCUCUUCUCGCAGGCUCUUUCUUCAUGUGGGAGCAUUGCGAACCGUAGAUUGGGAUUUUUGACCUAACUACAUGUACAUUUUCAGCAUGUUUUGUUAUUUCUGUAUAACAAAUAUUUAACAACGAGGUUGCCAAUUUUACAAUUGGGGUCAAUAGGAAAUAAUCAUUUGUGGGCCUGGUCGAGGGGAAAUCCGACAUGGGCUAUUAGUGUAUGUGUAAUACACAGUCAGACGCUCUCUGUCACAGAGCAAACAGAGAAACAAGCACAGCCAGGCAGGCACUUUUCCGCAGUGAAUUACAUCUUACUCACAGUUUCCAGGCCUGGUUGUAACACUAUUUUAAUUAGAUUGACAGAAAAGCGGAGACAGCAGCAGUCUGUAAAAGUAGGUUCACGUUAUUGGGUUGAAAUAGAAAAGUGUUAUCACAAGUCCUGCAUACCAUGACUUAAAUCAAAUAAAAAGGCUGACUUUGCAGUCUAUCCUACCAUGACACUGUAGGGGGGGCAGUGAUCAAACACACAAUACUCCCCUAAAAAGUGUUAAAUCAUUGUUAUCUUUUCCCUAAUGAUCAACACUAAGGUCUGUUAUUGUGUCAGUUCUCUCUCUUCUUUUUUGUUUUCUUUUCCCUUAGCCAAUUUGUCUUUUCUUCGGCUCAGUCUCUCCAUCACUCUUUGCUUUCCCCUGACUCCUGUCCUUGUUGACACUAAUGCUGUGCGUAUCCUGUCAGUCGUUGGUUAUUAUUUAUGACCUUGUCUUGUGUCCCGACUGUGAAAACGCCUGAUAAAAACAUCUAUAUCUGCCGAAACCACCUCUGACUCUGUCUCUUAUGUCAUCCACUAACAGACAUUGGGGGUGGUGGGAUGUAGU